CCACUUGACUCACUCCGCUAAACUUCAGAAUGGAGCCGAGGGGAGGAAAAAGCUGUUAGUUGGCACCGUUAGCGGAGAGAAAGUCGCACCGUCCAUGUCUUUAAAACAAACAUCGACCCGCUGACAAAAAAAAAAAACAACUACCGACAGCAAUGUCGCGAGAAAACACCACGCGGAGCCUGGACAGUAUAGACCUCGCGGCUUUAAGAGAUCCAGCAGGCAUCUUCGAGCUGGUUGAGGUGGUGGGCAAUGGAACCUACGGGCAGGUAUACAAGGGUCGCCAUGUCAAGACUGGUCAGCUGGCAGCUAUCAAAGUCAUGGAGGUCACAGAGGAAGAAGAGGAGGAGAUAAAGCUGGAGAUUAAUAUGCUGAAGAGUUAUUCCCAUCACAGAAACAUUGCUACUUAUUAUGGUGCCUUCAUUAAAAAAGGACCUGCGGGACAGGACCACCAACUUUGGUUAGUGAUGGAGUACUGUGGUGCUGGCUCUGUGACAGACUUGGUGAAAAAGACUAAAGGAAACUGUUUGAAAGAGGACUGGAUUGCCUACAUCUGCAGAGAGGUGCUAAGGGGUCUUUCCCAUCUUCACUCUCAUCAUGUGAUCCACCGAGACAUAAAGGGACAAAAUGUUUUGCUCACGGAGAACGCCGAGGUCAAACUGGUUGACUUUGGAGUCUCGGCUCAGUUGGACAAGACGAUUGGUCGAAGGAACACUUUCAUUGGUACUCCCUAUUGGAUGGCUCCAGAGGUCAUUGCCUGUGACGAGAAUCCGGACGCCACCUACGACUACAGAAGCGAUCUUUGGUCAUUAGGCAUCACUGCACUGGAGAUGGCGGAAGGAGCUCCUCCUCUCUGCGACAUGCAUCCAAUGAGAGCUCUGUUUCUGAUUCCUCGAAACCCCGCGCCCAGACUCAAAUCGAAGAAGUGGUCGAAGCGUUUCUUGUCGUUCGUCGACAGCUGCCUGGUCAAAAACCACAUCCACCGACCCGCCACAGACGCUCUGCUGAAGCACGCCUUCAUCAGGGACCUGGCAAACGAGAGGCAGGUCCGCAUCAUGCUGAAGGACCACCUGGACAGAACCAGGAAGAAGCGAGAGAAGGAGGAUCCGGGCUACGAGUACAGCGGCAGUGAGGAUGAAGAAGAUGAGGUCGCAGAGGAGGAAGGCGAACCCAGCUCCAUAGUGAACGCUCCCGGGGAAUGGACGUUACGACGGGAGUUUCUACGGUUACAGACAGAAGAUCGCCAAGGAGGCAGAGAGGGGGAUUAUGGAGGAGGAAGAGGAGGAGGAGGAGCUCAACAACGACAACAGCAGCAGCAGCACCGGCAGCAGCUGGCUGAGCAGGAGCGGAUCAAGCAGAUUCUGGCCGACCGACAGAGGCGGAUCCAGCAGCAGCAGGAGCAGCGGCAGAAGCUGGAGAACCAGCAGAAGCAGCAGCUGACGGAGUGCGCCUUUCAGUGGGCGGAGCUUCAGGAGGUUUUUAUGGGGGAGGAGUCUGAUCUCCAUGACAACAGAAUCCUACUGGAGGAGAAAAACAGGAAGUGUGACAGGAGACAGGAUCAUGCUGGCAGACAGCGGAGCGACAAUGUGUCAGUAAGGCCUCUGGACUCCACAGCGGAGCAGAGAGCCGUGGCUCCCAACCCGCUGCUUCAGCACAAGUCCCAGCAUUCACAGCUUCAGCCUAAGCCCCAGCCUCAGCCUCAGCCUCUGGCUCAGCGUCAGCAGCCCUCGGCGAGUCGGAGGUCCCACCGCACGCUGCCCAAAGACCAAACCCAGCUCCUGUCACUGCAGCACGACCACAGGCAGAAGGAGAAGCAGCGGCAGAGGGAAGCGCCGGUGGCCCCAGUCCAGAAGUUAUCAGUUUUUAGUGGCCACAAAGCUGCUGCUGCUGCAGGCUCACCUGGCCGCCCUGCAAACACCCAGCGCACCGCGAUGGAGCUCCAGGAAUCCCAGUUGGCCAGGGUGCUGUUGGCUGCCGGGCUUCCCAGUCAGAUGCACUCCAGGCUGGGCUCUGGAAGCAACUCCAGUCCUUGUACCCCCGCCAUGCAGAGAGCUCACUUCAGCCAGAAUGCCAAUCUCAUCUCCUGCCGCGACGCCCCUCACAGCAGCUCAAUGUCAGACAUGGCCAUCUCCCUGCUGUCCCCUUUCUCCCCCGUGUCCCCGAUCGACGACGUCUUCUGGGACUCCGAGGCCCCGCCUAAAGUCCCAGAACGCACAACUUCAAAAUUUUACUGCAGAGAGCUGGUGAUGGGACACAAGAGGACGGCUUCGAGUGGCAGUCCGGUGUCGGUGGCAGACCGGAGCGGAAGGUCUGCGUCUCAAGGAGGCCCCUGGUCAAGCAGGAACCACCCAGGCCUGGUCAAGCUUGAAAGUCCUCUGCUGCAGCACCGCCUGCAGCAGCACAGGAAGACUGACGACACAUCCAGUGGACAUGCACAAGGAGUAAAAGCUGCUCUGGGGCGGCGUAACAAGGCCACCGAAUACUCCUCGUCCAGUGACGAGUUCGGCAGCAGCGACGAUGAGGAAAGAACCAGGUCCGGCCUGUCCAACGGAAAAGGGAAGUACUUCAGAGGAAUCCCCGACGGCAUCGUCCUGCAACCUCACCACAAUCUUAACCAGAUGUCCCGAUUGGGUUCGGAUGACACCUACCUGCUGCCGGACCUCCUGCAGAAAACCUCCAGUCCGGCGCACAACGCUCUGAGCCAGCACCGCACACGAGAACUGAACUACUCACUUUCACCCACGGCUCCCGGAUCCCCAACUCUGCAGGACCUGCAUGUGAGCUCAGUCAAACUAAACCAAAAGGCUGUUAGCAGUCCAUCUGGAAAAAGCACCUGCUCUUCUUCCUCUUUGUCCUUCAUCGACCCAAGACUGAUCCCCAUAUCAUCCCCUCCACAGAGUCCAACAGGUAUGAAGGGUGAGCCCAUAAAGAGGGAAUUUCACAGAAAGGGCUCUGUGGUGAACGUCAACCCCACCAACAUACGACCGCAGAGCGACACUCCAGAGAUCCGCAAAUACAAGAAGAAAUUCAACGCUGAGGUCCUGUGUGCCGGACUAUGGGGUGUGAACCUGUUAGUGGGGACGGAAAACGGCCUGUGGCUGCUGGAUCGGAGCGGCCAAGGGAAGGUCUACUCACUCAUCAGCAGACGAAGGUUUCAGCAGAUGGAUGUACUGGAGGGACUUAAUGUCCUGAUUACGAUAUCAGGCAAAAAGAACAAGCUCCGUCUGUACUACCUGUCCUGGUUAAGGAACAAGAUUCUCCAUAACGACCCAGACGUGGAGAAGAGGCAGGGCUGGACCUCAGUAGGUGACUUGGAGGGCUGCGUACACUAUAAAGUGGUGCGAUAUGAGAAGAUCAAGUUCUUGGUGAUUGCGUUGAAGAACGCGGUGGAGGUGUACGCCUGGGCUCCCAAACCCUACCACAAGUUCAUGGCCUUCAAGUCCUUCAGGUCCCUGCCUCAAAAACCGCUGUCUGUCGACCUGACCGUGGAGGAAGGUCAAAGGUUAAAGGUCAUCUACGGCUCACUGUCUGGUUUCCACGCCAUCGAUGUUGACUCUGGAACUCCGUACGACCUCUACCUGCCCACGCACAUCCAGGGUCCCGUCCAUCCUCACGCCAUCAUCAUUUUGCCCAACAAAGCCGGGACCGAGGUUCUGGUUUGCUACGAAGACGAGGGCGUCUACAUCGACACGUACGGCCGCAUCACCAAGGAUACGGUGCUGCAGUGGGGCGAGAUGCCAACAUCUGUCGCCUACCUUCAGUCCAACCAGGUGAUGGGGUGGGGAGAAAAGGCCAUAGAGUUGAGGUCGGCCAACACGGGGAACCUCGACGGAGUGUUCAUGCACAAAAAGGCCCAGAAACUCAAGUUCCUGUGUGAGAGGAAUGACAAGGUGUUCUUUGCUUCGGUGCAGUCCGGCGGCAGCAGCCAGAUCUACUUCAUGACGCUCGGACAGAACUCUCUGUUCAGCUGGUAGCCAGCGAACCUGCUGACCGCUGGCGUCCGUCUUGUCGAUUCUGUGCUCGCGUGAUGAUUAGAUUUGUGCUGACCAACGUUGAUCUUCAGGAUUGAAGGAUUAUAACCCCGGGUCUAUUCGGCCUGAUCCCGCUUCGACGUGAACUGGAUCGCGGGUCUUUCUGCUUGAAUCCACCGAUCGGGCUCCCACAGCACGACACUCGAGAGAUUCAGAGAAAGGUGACUUAACCGCUGCGCCCCCUGUUGGCGUGGAUUGUCGGUAGGUAGAGCCUGGCUAGCUGCCCGUGCCUUUUGUGAGAACGCAGCGAAUCUUUACGGCGUUGCUGUCUCAUCGACAUGUAGCAAAAGAACAUCCAAACUUGGAAGUGUAAACAUUUCACAAUACGCUCCUGGACGAUUGAAGUUUUCAUUUGUCAGAUCAUUUUCGAUUCAGUCAAUUGUGAUUGAUUUUGGGACGUCUUCUCAAAAUACUUUUUUAUUAUUAUUAUUAUUAUUUCUAGAUCAGUGCUGCCUGUUUAUAAUACCUCAAAGAUGUUUAUUAUCCAUGAAGACUUCUAGAUGACCCCGAUACGACCAAUUUCUAUAAUUUAUUAAUCGAUACACGAACGAUGAAGUGUAUCCUUUUUUGUUAGGAUUAUGACUCCACAAUUCACAUAUGAAUCCCUUUAUCUGGAGAAAAAACUAACAACUAACUUGAUUGAAUUAAUUGAUAAGCACUUUAAAAAAAUAAAAUAAAAUCUUAAAUACACAUCAGUGCGUAUUUACUACGCUCCACUGCGUAGUUUGUGUUAAAUUUCUAUGUCUUCUAGUAUUUUCCUAUCAGUUUCCAUAACUUCUAGAGCGAAGUUAUUCUGUCCAUCCCAGAACUUAAACUCAUCGUUUCUGCGUAAUGAGGACCAAAAACAAAAGUUUUGAGAUGAAGGACAGUGACAGCCCCAUUGUUGCUUUUCUGGUGUCUAUUGUACAGCUUACGAUGUACAUAUCUAUCUAAAAUGCACUGUUUUCUAAGUGUUUUACAAAUGCCAAGCCAUCUUUAUUUACGUGUACAGAAACAUGGGCUUAUUAAUGUGAAAUUUGACCUCAGAACAAACUAUUUGUGUGUUACUUUUGUGAUUUCUGAAUGUUUGUGAGUGUGAGUAAGAGCCACUGACAGUACAGCUCUUGUUCAGGUUCCACCAACAUUUAUUAAAGCAUAGGUGCUUUAAUAAUUUUUUUUUUUUUUUUGGUUGACUUUCUCCUGAUGCGUAUAAAUCAGGUGUUUUGCACAAUAACCAUGAUACCGGUGUUUGCUCCUAUACAUCCUGCUUUAAGUUGAAAUAAUGUUUUCAAAGGAAGAUAUAUGAAGCCGUUGAAGUUCCUGGUAUCCAUCAGUAUUUGUUUUACUGUCAAAUAUGACACGUACUAAUGUUUCUGACAGGAUUUUUGUUUGUUUCGAUCCCUUUAAUGUACUUCAUCCCGUCCCCUUACGAUGCAAAGUGUUGCAUUUUCAAAGCGUUGUGUCCUGUUGUUUUGAUUUCAGCAACAGAAAAAAAACAAAAGAGAAGGAGAGAUUUAUUGUAUUUGUUUUACUAAGUUUAACUUUAAAAAUUGGCAAAGACAACUAGGCGAUUUCCCGUUUUGUAAGAAAGAGACUGAGAUCAGUUUGAAGAAUAUUAUAAUGUUGUACAGAAUAUGCUAACCAAAUCAUGGACCUGAAAAUUUGUCCGAGGCCAUUGUGCGAUGAAAACUUCGCCAAAAAAACGUUUUCAUUGUGUAUACAUACCAGCCUCAGGCUUUGCUUGCGUUGCUUUGUACGUUCCGCUGCUGGUUUUCACUUUAAAUUUUGUCAGAUUAUUGCCAAAUAUUUUUUUGUAGUCAUUAAUAUUUGUAGGUAGAUUUAAGUAUAAACUUGAAAAUGCAGCUGGUUCUGUGAGAAUAUUGUAACCUCAACAAAAACAGAUCUUACUGGGUGUUGAACGUUUUAUUGCUAACUUUUUAUUAAAUGUCUUGCGUUUGUUUCAGGGGAACAAGAAGCAUUCCUUCCUAACACACUCAGAUAGCACAAAUGACAUGGCAGGUUUGUCAACUCAGUACUUGGUGCGUUAGCAAACACAAAGCUAAACUUCAGCUAAAUCUACCAGAGCUAGUAAUUAGCUUAACCUUUGGAGCUAACUAACAUUUUAAGCUAACGUAUGGCUAACAUUAAAGCUUGUUGGCUAUUAAUAGCAGAAAUGUUGUUUUAGAUGAAUAUUUGUUUUGGUUUAUUGUCACAAAACACCAACUUUUAGGUCCUUAGAAAGGUUGUUAGUAGAAAGAAUUAGCAAAAAUAAGAUCCAAUGGGGUAAAUUGGAAUUACGUGAAAAUACAUCAAAUGCAGUUCAUGUGAUGUAACAAUAAUUGACUAAUUCCAAUAAUUCACAUUAGUAAAAUCUUAUUUCCCCAAAUGUAUUCAUAUGGAGGGAUUUUAUUUAGAAACAAAAAAAAUGUGCUAACUUGCACGUUAGCUCCGGUUACAUCGGCGCAGCUAUCAGUCUUGUUGUUGAGUGGUCAGUGAAGAGUCCAGAGAUUGAGCUUUGCUCUGAACCAAAACAGUUUCAACCAGGUUGCAAUUUAUAUGCACUGGGCCAGUUUAUUAAAAAUCAUGUAUUAUGAGUGCUAAAAUAAAAAAAUACCCUUUCUCUUCAAAGACCUAAACAAACAUUGUAGAACGACGAGGUAUUUUAACUCUGCCGCACUCAAAUAUGCAACACACCCUGUGAUAAGUUUUUACAAUAUACAAAAAGGCAAUAACAUCCACUUAUCACCUUCCCAUUAAAACCAUAACAUUGCAGGAAUUUAUACUUUUAAAUAGCCAACAGAUGUUUUCUGGCAAAGACAGGUUCCUGUCAUUGUACUGAGCCUGUGAGAAAAAGAAGCAAAUUGUUCAUGUCUUUACGUACCACAGUUAUUCAAAGUUAGUUUCUUCUGUGCUCUCCGGCUCCGUGUCCCUGUUGCCAGGCAUCUCACUGUAGCUGGAUCACUAAUGAGGAGCUUUCCUCCCACACCUUCCACUGGUUGGGAUCGUAACAGAUUCAGUUUCAGACCCACGGUGACUCACGUCUCCACCUCUCCCACCAGUCAGUUCUUUAUCUCCCAGUCAUUCCAAACCUUUCAUCGUCCCAACAAUUUUACUCUGAUCAACUCUCUCUUAUCUCGAUUUCUGUCACCCUUUCAUUCCUCUAGUUUUUCAUCCUGUACCUUGAAAUAUUUCGGUCUUUUUUUUUUCAUCAGCAGUUUGCAAUUGAACUAACCAAGAACUGUCAGAAACAACAACAAAAAGACACAGUUUUUUGCAAACUUUACUGACUAAGGGAAUCUUUUUCAAUGAUGUUAAAGCAUCUUAUCCAGGCAGGAUCCAGAGGAAGAAGGCCAUAAGGCCAUAUAGUCUUAAAGAACGAAAAUCUGCUGAAACGUCAUGAGUUGUUGUGUGAGAAAGAGUAAGGUAGACAGGUGGUUAAAAUGCAGUAGAUAAAGAAGGAUGGAGGUGAAAGACGUAGCAGGUGGCUCUAGGGAAGUGUUAAGUACCAGAUAACAGGAAUGUUUGGUUUUGCUACGGUAGAUAUGAAUCCUCGCUUGGAAAAGUUCAAAUUAGGUUUCUAUGGCAUGGUUAGAGAGAAGAAAUAUGAGUAAAUGACAGGAACAGUGAAUAUCCUAAAAACAUCUCAAGAGCUCAUUGUUGGACCAAAAUAAUCCACUGAAAUGCAAAAUCUCCAAAACGCUGAUCAUUUAUUGACUGGGUUUUUUUCCCCCAUUAAAAACUGAUGUUGGGCUACAUGAUUCAAGUUUUAGCUAAUAAGUGGUGUUUUCCAUGACGUUAUUAAUGAGACCAAAUACAUGAGUAUAUAUAAAUAUAAAUAUAUGUAUAUGUAUGUGAAAAAUUAAAAUUUUCUUACUCAUGUAGUUAGGAAACCUUCUGUUAUCUUGUUUUUGCACUGGACCUAUGUUUGACGUGUUGUAUACUGUACUCCUUUCUGCUUUGAGAUGAACGCUCUCUUAAUUUACAUUUUAUGUAAACGAGGAAAAAGAUGACAGUGAUACAACAAUAAAUAUCUUGAAGUAA
Messenger RNA from Xiphophorus hellerii (green swordtail), 8048 nucleotides. Its product is annotated as misshapen-like kinase 1. Lineage: Eukaryota; Metazoa; Chordata; Actinopteri; Cyprinodontiformes; Poeciliidae. Bases 153 to 3971 code for a protein of 1272 amino acids. Gene Ontology annotation, molecular function: ATP binding; protein kinase activity. The record is from RefSeq and is a predicted model, not a curated record. Gene Ontology annotation, cellular component: cytosol. Gene Ontology annotation, biological process: protein phosphorylation. The transcript has 33 exons.